AUGACCAGGGGGCAAAGGAGGGAGCGCACCGACACGUCACAAACGCCGUCGCCGCGGCUCGGACACGUGCCGCUCGAAUUCACGAGCAGGAUGCGUGUCUCGGUCUACUCCACGUCGGUGCACUCCACGUCGUGCCUCGGAGCGUACACGGCCGCGGCGCGUGAUGCCCGUCGACUCCGCCACCGCCGCCUCGCCACCACCGUCUGUCGAAACAAGCGCGAGAUCUCGAGCAAGCUGAACCUCGACCUCGACCUUGGUCAGGUUCUCGGCACGGUGAAGAGGAACGAGGGGCUGUAUGACAACCUACCUCCCGGCAAGGUUGGCCUAUUCGGCCUGAGGGAGACGUUCGCGUACCUGAAUGACCCAAACAAGUUCAUAAGGACUCGCGUAGAGAAGUACGGCCCUGUCUUCAAAACGGCGUUCUUCUUCAAGCCAGCGGUGGUGUUCGGCAGCCCCGAGGCCAUCAGGGAGUUUAAGGAUUUCGAGGGUGAUCUCCCAGCGGAUGCGGCGUUGCCCGAGACGUUCAGGGAACUCCACACGGAGUACGGCGCUCUCAGGAUGAGCGGUGAGAGGCACAAAGCCACCAGGGCGAACUUCGGCAAGGUUCUCGGGCGAUCUGCGCUCACGCAUUACACCCCUAUUCUAGCAAAGUUGACGAGGGAUUUCGUGAAGGGGGAGCUGCUGGAGAAGCGAACCCUUCAGCCGGGGUACGACUGCCGCCAGUUUUGUCUGAAGGCGCUCUUUCAGCUCUUCCUCGGCACGGUCCCUCCCCAAGACAUCAUGGAGAAGAUGUACUUUUACAACGAAGGGUUGCUUGCCCUCGGGAAGCUCUCUCCAGAGUUCACCGAAGGAAAGAAGGCGCUCGAGGAUCUCCAGGAGUUUUGCCUCAAACAUUUCCGCACCGUGCGCGCGCAGGGGAAGCUAGACGACCCCGAGUACUUCUUCCUGAAGCAGUACAGCCAGGCCACGGACGAAAACGGCGACCUCUUUACCGACGAGCGGGUGGCAGUCACGACGAUUCUCAUGAUAUGGGGAGCGUUCAUUGAAGCGGCGGCGUCCAUGGGACACACCACGUGGCUGCUCAUGAGAAAUCCAGACAAGGCGAAGAAGGUGCGCGCAGAGUGUCGCUCCAGCUUCUCCAGGGAGGAGCUCGACAGUGGGAAACUAACCCUCGACGACGUCUACACGAAGCUGACCUUCACCGAGUGCGCGAUCAAGGAAGCUCUGAGAGUGAUGCCGCAAACUGCUGGCGGGCUUCGCGUGAAUCCGGAGACACGGACUCUUGCGGGGUUUACCGUACCCUCGGGAUACGUCCUCACCGCGGAUCCGAGAAUCGCAUUCUUGAACCCCGAUUUCUUUCCAGACCCUGAGGACUACAGACCAGAGCGUUUCCUUCCGGCCGAAAAUCCUGCGAUCACCCCCGAUAAUUUCUUUCCGGGUGGCAUGGGGCAGCACAAAUGUCCUGGCAUCUCGCUGUCCAAUCUGAUGGUGUCGAUCUAUCUACUUUACCUGUAUUCGUGCUUUGACAAGUGGGAGCCCGACAUGUCAGCCGAGGAGAUGGAUUCAGAAGAUCCCCAAUACAUCCAGGUACCCAUAGUUAUUAUAGACGACAGGUAUCAGCUGAAACUCGAACGGAACUGGCAAUACGAAAUGUAA
This is a messenger RNA of Micromonas commoda, 1656 nucleotides long. RefSeq lists its product with no specific name. The coding region runs from base 1 to 1656 and encodes 551 amino acids. Gene Ontology annotation, molecular function: oxidoreductase activity, acting on paired donors, with incorporation or reduction of molecular oxygen; heme binding; monooxygenase activity. Lineage: Eukaryota; Viridiplantae; Chlorophyta; Mamiellophyceae; Mamiellales; Mamiellaceae. The transcript is spliced from 3 exons. The record is from RefSeq and is a predicted model, not a curated record. Gene Ontology annotation, biological process: sterol metabolic process.